AUGCGUCAGCGCACAACGUUCUUCCAUCGGCCAGAGAGCCCCGUGGACCCUGCGCUACUGCGUGUAGUGGACGCAACGCUGACGGGGCCGACAAUCGAGGCGGCGCGCGAGGACCGCGUGACACUCGGCCUCGACGAACUGCCGGCCGCGCUGGCCCGUCUGCUUGCAGACAACGUGCAUGCGUUGCACGUGCGUUGGGCUGCACGAACUGCCGGCGUCGAGCUUCAAUCCUUCAACUACUUGGGUGACGACCGGCAGACGUACCAGUUCUACUCGGAUGUGGCCGACUGUACCGCGUUCGCCGCGUAUGUCAAGGCCGACUGGUGCCCGUCGACCGCUGACGAUGGAGGCCUCUGCAGUCUACAAGCGGAGCAGCUUGACGGUGCCAGCGCGCUAGACCUAUCGUACGACACAUCUUCGCGCACGCUCAAAAUCACGACACAGUGGCCGCUUGCCAUGUGGCCAUUGUAUGUAGCGGCACAGCCGGGCACCACCCGGACAGAAGUCGGCAUCAUGGGCGCUGACAUGCCAUCUACUCUCGGCCCUCACGAGCUUGGCAUGGCCGGGCAAGUGGCUGUCCUCGGCCAGGACGACCGCCCGAAGUCGGUCAUGUUUGCGUUUCCCUCGCGGCACCGCACGGCAGCCGGCGGUGCGUCGUAUUCUGCCACGUUUACGCAGCCCACGGGUCUGCACCCGACCUUGCAACUCCGCGUGGCCCCCGGCCCGCCGCCCCACCACCACAAUCCCGACGACGGCAAGUUUGGCUCUUGCAAGCUUCACACGUACCUGACGCUCCCGCGCUACAUAUUUGCGGACCGGUACCAGCUGGGCGAUGUCCUCUUUUUGGCAUCAAAGAACCUGACGGCCUUGCACCACAUGACGCAGCCCGUCGACCUCGAGGCGCCCGACUAUGCCGUCCCUGUCUGGGGCUCGGCGGCCUUGAUCGAGCUGGCGCCGCCGGUCGGCCUGACCGAGGAGCAGCAGCGGUCCUCGGAAUGGACGGCCGAGAUCCCGCUGCACCUGCGCUACCUCCUCCCCGCCGACGGCGGCUACCGGUCGGUCGAGGUCCCGUACCCCCUGGUGUUCUGGGCGUGCGAGGCGGACAAGGACGUCCAAUUCACGACCAACCCGUUCGACCGUGUCCAUGUCGGGUACGACGGACUCUUUGACGAGACGACGGAGUUUUGGCACCUGAAACCGGACCCGAGUCUGGGUGCAGCGUCUUCAGCGUCCUCUACGGACGCCCUGACCAUCCCGAUCCGUGUUCCCGUCUUGGACUCGAGCAAGGCACAAUGGGUCAACGUCGGCACGUCGGCAGCAAUCCUCCUCGGCUUCUCUUGGGUGCUCUGGAAGCUGUUGUCUGUUUACCUCCGGACAGGCUACGGCCGGACGGCACACGCAAAAGAGGCCGAGACGAAGAAAACACAGUAG
This is a messenger RNA of Sporothrix brasiliensis 5110, 1431 nucleotides long. RefSeq names its product protein pbn1. The coding region runs from base 1 to 1431 and encodes 476 amino acids. NCBI's taxonomy places the organism in Eukaryota, Fungi, Ascomycota, Sordariomycetes, Ophiostomatales, Ophiostomataceae. Gene Ontology annotation, biological process: GPI anchor biosynthetic process; protein processing. Gene Ontology annotation, molecular function: mannosyltransferase activity. The record is from RefSeq and is a predicted model, not a curated record. Gene Ontology annotation, cellular component: glycosylphosphatidylinositol-mannosyltransferase I complex; endoplasmic reticulum membrane. The transcript is spliced from 2 exons.